AUAUAAAUACUUGCAAACCCUUGAAGGAGUGUGUUCAGCAUGACAGAACGGUGAGCAAUGUUGUAUGAACGACUACUGAACGACCAGUUAAAUAACAUUGUGGUUGUAACGUAUGCUGCAGGCAUAGUCGUGGGAAGUAGGGAUGCUGAGCAAGCGUUCAAAAUCUGUGCAUUGUGCCCUUGGGCUGAAUAUAAUAAAUAUAAUUCCCUUCUCCAGACUGCCAAUCAUCUGUGCUCUAAAGCACCUCUCACUUACAUGGCUCUUUCAGAUAUCUAAAUUCUUAUUAGCCAAUGCCCUUCACCUGAUCCUUCUCACAGGUAUUGCAGCUCCAAAGUAGUCUACAAGUGAAGACAGACUCAUCACGGAUGCAACGGCGCGCCUCCUUCUUAUCAAAUUACGAGGCACAUAUUGACAAGAAGUUAGAAGAACGGUCUACAUUUACUUUUUCAGCCAACAAGAUGAGUAAGGAACAGCAAAAGCACUAGCCUAUGUCAAUCUACUAUAUCCCAUAGUACAAAAGUUUACCUAUUCUAUUGGUCAGCUUGUCCUUCUGUGUGAGAAGGACAAGCUGGGACUGUUGUGGGACGCGAUAGAUCCAAAUUAAUACAACCACCCUUUUAAAAGCUAUGAGGCUGAUGCAACAGAUCAGAACGUUUAGCUUAAAAUGUUGAUAAACUGUUAGGCUAUUUCUUCACAUUAUAAUCACAGCAAUGUGCACACGGCAGUAAGCGCAAAUGUUCCAAAAUGCAAUUAGUGGGAAAACACAGUUCUCAAAAGUGCACUGCAAAUGCUAGCGGUUUCAUAUGACCUAGAUGAAAAUAUCCUUCAGAAAUGUAGGAAGAUGUAAAGACACAUCCACAAGCAUGGGUUCAAAUCCAAUUUUAUUGGUCACAUACACAUGGUUAGCAGAUGUUAAUGCAAGUGUAGUGAAAUGCUCGUGCUUCUAGUUCUGACAGUGCAGUAAUAUCUAACAAGUAAUCUUACAAAUUCAAAACGACUAUCUUAUACACACAAAUGUAAAGGGAUGAAUAAUAAUAUGUACAUGUAAAUAUAUGGAUGAGCGAUGGCCGUGCGACAUAGGCAAGAUGCAGUAGAUGGUAUAGAAUACAGUAUAUACAUAUGAGAUGAGUAAUGUAGGAUAUGUAGACUUUAUACAAGUGGCGUGGGGGGUCGUUUUCCUUGAUCUUUUGUCCUUGACCCUCUGGAGAGCCUUGCGGUUAUGGGUGGCGCAGUUGCCGUACCAGGUAGUGAUACAGCCCGACAGGAUGCUCUUGAUUGUGCAUCUGUAAAAGUUUGUGUGUUUUAGGUGACAAGACAAAUUUCUUCCAUCUCCUGAGGUUGAAGAGGCGCUGUUGCGCCUUCUUCACCACACUGCCUGUGUGGGUGGACCAUUUCAGUUUGUCCGUGAUGUGUACGCCGAGGAACUUAACUUUCCACCUUCCCCUUUUCCACCUGUCCCGUCGAUGUGGAUGGGGGGGAUGCUCCCUCUGCUGUUUCCUGAAGUCUACGAUUGUUUUGUUGACGUUGAGUGAGAGGUUAUUUUCCUGACACCACACUCCGAGGGCCCUCACCUCCCUGUAGGCCAUCUCGUUGUUGUUGGUAAUCAAGCCUACCACUGUAGUGUUGUCUGCAAACUGGAUGAUUGAGUUGGAGGCGUGCAUGGCCACACAGUCGUGGGUGAACAGGGAGUACAGGAGAGGGCUGAGAACGCACCCUUGUGGGGCCCCAGUGUUGAGGAUCAGCGUGGUGGAGAUAUUGUUUCCUACCUUCACCACUUGGGGGCGGCCCGUCAGAAUCUGUAAUCUGUGAUUGACUGUAGACCCUGCCACAUACGUCUCAUGUUUGAGCCGUUGAAUUGCGACCUUACUUGUCUCUAUACAGAUGCUUUGCUUGUUUGAUUGCCUUGCGGAGGGAAUAGCUACACUGUUUGUAUUCGGUCAUGUUUCGAGUCGCCUUGCCCUGAUUAAAAGCGGUGGUUUGCGCUUUUAGUUUUGCACAAAUGCUGCCAUAAAUCCACGGUUUCUGGUUAGGGAAGGUUUUAAUAGUCACAGUGGGUACAACAUCACCGAUGCAUUUGCUAGUAAACUUGCUCACUGAGUCAGCGUAUACAUCAAUGUUGUUGUCUGAGGCUACCCGGAACAUAUCCCAGUCCACGUGAUCAAAGCAAUCUUGAAGUGUGGAAUCCGAUUGGUCAGACCAGCAUGGGAUAGACCUGAGCACAGGCGUUUCCUGUUUUAGUUUCUGUAUAUAGGCUGGGAGCAACAAAAUUGAGUCAUGGUCAGAUUUGCCGAAGGGAGGGCAGGGGAGGGCUUUGUAUACAUUGCGGAAGUUAGAGUAGCAAUGGUUGAGAAUGCUACCUGCCUGUGUCAUGCAUUCGAUAUGCUGAUAGAAUUUAGGAAGACUUGUUGACUUAAUUUCCUGUAUGUCGUUAUGAUCACACCAUGAGUUUUUAACCAUAAGGCAUACACCCCCGCCCUUCUUCUUACCAGAGAGUUGUUUGUUUCUGUCGACGCGAUGUGUGAAGAAACCGGGUGGCUGUACCGACUCUGACAACAUAUCCAGAGUGAGCCAUGUUUCCGUGAAACAGAGAAUCUUACAAUCUCUGAUGUCUCUCUGUAAUGCAACUCGAGCCCUAAUUUCGUCUACCUUGUUGUCUAGAGAUUGGACAUUGGCGAGUAAUAUGCUCGGAAGCGGUGUAAGGUCUGCUUGCCUUCUCAGUCUGACCAGUAGGCCGCUCCGUCUGCCUCUCCUGCGGCGACCGAUUUGUUUUGGGUCAGCCUCUGGGAUAAGAUCCAAUGUCCAGGGUGGAAGUCGGUUAAAAGGAUCCGCUUCGGGAAAGUCGUAUUCCUGGUUGUAAUGUUGGUACUAUAGUGGCCAUGCUGGAAAUUACAACGCGGUCUUGACCAAUAAGAUAAGAAGAGAAGAGACUCUCUGUCUUGGUCAAUGGUAUAUACCUCCUCCCCUAUCCUCUCUACCAUUCCUCUCUCACUACUUCUCUUCCUCUCCCUGCUCUCUUCAUCCUCCCCUUUGUCCUUUAAUUUCCCCUUUCUCCUUUAUACUGUACCUCUGUCUUAGACUUGAACUCUGUGUGGUGGAUGAAUCAGAAUUAGUUGAGUAACAUAAGUAAUUAAGAUGUCAUAUCUGCAUAAUAUUAUGUGAUAUGUUUUAUUAGAAUGUAUUUCCAAUACUCUAGUGUUGGCAGUUGCAUUUCUUCCCUCAGCUUGGGCUUAGUCACUUGGGGCCCAGAGAGGGGAGAGGUCAGGCUUGUCUUUUACAUGUCUCUGGUGCUAUGCAGAAUAUCAGAAAGGGAAGAGGUCAGGAUGGAACAUUAUCUUCAUGUGUGAAUGUAUCUGUUAAACCAUGUGAAGGGAUGGUGUGAUUAAGGGGGAACCAAUUACUUGUCUCCACAAUGUCUGUGCACAAGUCACUGCCCUCGGUGAGCUUGUCCAGGAGUGGGGUCAAGAGGGGGUUCACUUGAGAUGGGAGUAUCUAGAGUUGACAAUUGAGUUAUGCCAUUGGAUGAGGUAAUGGUUCUGUGCUAUAAAGUACGAGGAAUGAGAUUAAUGAGACUAAACUGAACGAUAAUGUAUAGCGAAUGCUAUCUGGCUAUAGGAUACUCCUCUCUCUCUCUCUCUCUCUCAAGUAAAAGUUUUCCUUUGUGAACUGUUCCUAAGAUCUGCGGUUCGUCAUGUAAGUUGAGAGGGUUGUAUCUUGGCUAUAAAAGAUCUUUGUACUUUUCUGAUGUCACUUCCAAUGGUUCAUUAGAAAUGGUGCAUCAUUAUUAUAACUCUGACUUUGAAGUUUGUAACUCUCCUCAUUUGGUAAAGCAGAAAUAAGCCACCACGGAUGUCACCAGUGCUUCGUUCACACUGCACUCCCAGGGCCAUGUGGAGUUUGCACCUGUAAAGUCUUUGUUCGUGUCUACUCAGUAUGUCCCCAUAUCAUUGAGAAGGGGGUUGUCAUGGACACUGAUGUCCACAUGUAUGGCAGCAGCCCCACCCUCAGGUGCACGGCCCGUGGAAUCCCCACCCCCGCACACAUCCAAUGGCAGUGGAUGUCCAGAGAGGACUGCCCAAUCAUCUUCCAGUCAGGAGUGGUGAACUCUGGGGUCAAGCUGGAGGGCUGUAUCAAAUGGAGGGACAUCAGGAAUAACACAGGGCAGAAGAAUCCUAUCGAUGGAAUUAGCGUGAACACAGAUCACUUUCACAAGACUGUGUUCUCUAAAGAUCCAGAAAGCCAAGAUCCACGCCCUCUACAGAUGCCUGACUUCUAACAAAGCGAGACAAGAUUCAAGAAUCAUCCUUUUCCAUUUGACAUUAGCCCAUUGAGCAGGACCAGGUUAUUCUGAGAUGUAAGGCAGACCGGCUGAUCUAUGGAAAGCUAGCCUGGUUCCGUGUGGGGAAUGUGUCUGACCGAGAGCAGGUCCCAGCCAUGCAGCGCUGUCAGGCACUGUUCCUGUCCCAGAGGCCCCUAUCCCAGGCUGUCCUGUCUGGCCUGCAGGGCACCAACGUCACACUGGAGCUGCCCCUAACCGUGUCUCGGGGGGGAUCAGGGGGUAUACGCCUGCCAGGUGGAGAACAUCAAGACUGGGGAGAGGACCUGCCUCCACCGACACCUCACCCUCAGAGCUCUCGAGGCAGUGAGGAUCCUGAACAAUUUGACAGACCAGAGUGAAUGUCGGUGCCACGACCAUGCUAAUAUGUGAGCUGACCGGGACACCCACCCCGACAGUGACGUGGACCAAACACAACCAAAAAUUGGUGGAGGGCUCAGAAGUGAUACCUUCUACCACACAACAACGAUACUACAACUCAUCCAGUAUACCACCAGAGACACUCUUCAAAGGACAAGGAAGAUCUCUGUUGGGCAACACGGCCUUCCAUCUACAACCAACCUAUUGAAGCGCAGCUCCGACUAAAUAUUUAUUGCAUUUUCCUUUUCCAAAUGGCCGGUAAUUUAGAAUGCAUAAGAUUCUGUAUUUACGGUAGCAUAGCUUCUCCCUUUGUUACUCAGUCUUCCUGCUCUUUCAUUCAAGCCCAACCCCCUCUCUUUGUGUAACCAGCCAUCGUAGCUGUUCCGUCCACCAGGGCCGUUUUCUUUAUGACAAUUUGUAAUCCAUGUAUGAUUAAUUCCUUUAUGUAAUUCUGUGUGAUUAGUUAGGUAUUUAGUAAAUAAAUAA
Molecule: messenger RNA, 5179 nt
Organism: Oncorhynchus nerka (sockeye salmon)
Lineage: Eukaryota; Metazoa; Chordata; Actinopteri; Salmoniformes; Salmonidae
Product: vascular endothelial growth factor receptor 2-like
Exons: 7
Coding region: 3962-4273 (103 amino acids)
Source: RefSeq, a predicted model, not a curated record